GGAUUCAAAAUAGUCUGUUCAAAAAGACAGCAGAUGGGAUAAAAGGCAGAGCCUGUUUUCAUUUCCCUGCCUGCUGUCUCCCAUAUAACACGUGGAUAAAGACGGAGAAGGAACUUCUCUCUCUGUGGGAAGCUGUCAUCCACUUCUGUGCAAUGCACCUGAUAUGUGCGGGAUCGUUUUUCCCCAUGUCUCCUCUUCGGAGUAGACUCUGCUUCGGUGCUGAUGUUAAAUUUCUAAAGUGGGAUAUCUGCUCAGGUGGUGGCUGCUGUUGACAUCAACACCACAGCCAAUAAAAUCUACAGGCACAAUUUUCCAGACACCCCCCUCUGGAACAAGACCAUUGAGGUGUGGUGCAGCAGAGGCUCAUCUAAAAGUUGCAGGACACCAGCCCUUGAUUACUGGAGUUUGACACCCCUGAUCUACAUCAUCUUGCUUCAAACCCUGAAGGACCUUAGCUUCCUCAAGAAGAACAGUCUGCUCUGUCAUUUCCCUGUAGACUGCUUACCUUUUUGUUUUGGCACUAACUAAUGUCAACAACAAGAUGAUAAAAUGUUUCUGUGGUCAAAAUAUUGUAACUUUUACCUGCAACAAUCAAAUUCUAAACCUCCUGUAGCUGAGGUUCUCUUCCCCUGUAAGUGAUUGUUUUAUCUACCUACCUUAUUUCUUUAUUGUGCCUAACUUAUUUAAUUUGACCAUUUAUAUGUGUAUGUUUGUUGUGGUUUUAUGUCGAGUCUUGCCUCUGUCAAGCACUUUACGAAACAGUUGGUUGGAUGAAGAGUUAUUCAAAUUUGAUGGAUAUAUGGGGGUAUACCACUUGGCGACUUCAAUAAAUUAUCUUUUGAUAUGAUAAUGAUGAGCCCUCCUUGCCAGCCAUUUACCAGGUUAGGACUUCAGGGUGACGUUGCAGACCCCAGAUGUAAGAGCUUCCUCUUCAUCCUUGAACUCCUUCCAAGGCUUUGCAAGAUGCCAACAUAUAUCCUGCUGGAGAAUGUCAAAGGUUUUGAGAGCUCCUCAGCCAGGGACUAUUUGAUAAAAACCCUGAGUGACUGUGGCUACACUUACCAGGAAUGCAUGAUCUCCCCGACAAAUGUGGGGAUUCCAAAUUCACGACUGCGUUAUUUCCUGGUUGCUAAAAUGUCUGCAGAAAAUUUGAGCAUCCAGACAAGUGCCAAGGGAGAAGCUGGAGGAGUCACCCAAUGGUCCUCAGUUUCUUCUCCAAGUGAGAUGAUGUCAUCAAACUACCACACCAAUGGUUGUUCCUUUUCCCAUGUGACGGACAGUGAGUUUCCUGAACGGUCCUCUGUCUUGAGAUCUAAAUGUCAGAAUACUGACCAGCCAUCAGAAGACAACCCCAAUGUUCAUGUCCUGUAUAAACGCGAGACUCAAAUGGAUUCUCAAAAGAAGACUAAUCAGAACAAAAACCUAUCUUUUCAACAAAUACAAGGCUACUUGGAACCUCAGAUGAAUAUAGACAUGGAACUUUAUCUCCUUAAACCUAAAACCUUGUUGCGGUAUGGCUCAAUUUUGGAUAUUGUUCAGCCCCACAGCCGGAGGUCUGUCUGCUUCACUAAAGGUUAUGGAAGGUAUGUGGAAGGAACUGGAUCAGUUCUACAGUGCUGCAUGGAAAAUGAGAUUAGUAGUGUGUUUGCCAAUCUGGACCAGUUGACUGAAGAGGAGAAGCUCCAGAAAAUGUUAAAAUUAAAUCUACGUUAUUUUACUCCGAGAGAAGUAGCCAACCUGAUGGGCUUCCCUCAGAGUUUCUCUUUUCCAGAGGAUAUCUCAAUCAUCCAGCAGUACAGAGUUUUGGGAAACAGUCUCAAUGUUUUGGUUGUGGCCAGACUUCUACAACUGAUGACAUCUGAGCAUUUUGGACAUUCUGAAGGAGAAGAGCAGUUCUCAGUCUUGGAAAAUGAGUAUCCGUGCUCUUAAUUCUGUCGCUGUGGAUGAAGAGUUGUGGAUAUAAAUGUUGAUCAAACAUCAUGAAAUAGAAUUUAUUUACAGAGUGCACGCAAUUUUAUGGCAUCAGCGAAGUAACCUUAACAAAACUCCUACUUAUUAUAUUCUUAUAUGCUGUAGUCGCACAGCUUUUUCUCAUUCUGUUUGCAAUACAUUCAGUUUUUUAACUGAUGCAAGCAAAGAAAAUCUCUCCAUCCAGAUAAGCAGAAGACACUGAAAUUGUCAUACUAUGCCAUCACAUUGUUAUACCAUAAAUAUUAGCUGCAUUGCAAAACUUAGCUAGCUUUUCUUUGCUACUCUUUCUAUUUAUAAUGAAUCAUUAACCUUUUCAUUUUAUGCUAAAGGUAAAUAAGUAUAGGGUGAGGUUAAUCUUGCCUGAUAUAAAAUAAAUGGGUAGAUGCUGCUGCAAUGUAGUUUAUUCAACUACACAAAGGAGUACUGGUUAUGUGGCUGUUAUGUCAGUGUGCCUUAAAAUCUGCUUUCUCAGUUGGCUGUUAUUUUACUUUCGCAUGUUUUCUCUUUUAAGUACAAACCAUUUUAAAAGUAUGUGUUUUUUCCUGAACUUGUUCCAUAUUUUGUAAUUUUCAACCAAAAACGUCAGUGUAUUGUUUUGUGGGUUUUGUGUCAUAUUUGCAUAGCCAUUUAAUAUCUGUGAAAGCUGCAUAUGUAUUCUUCAUUCUGAUUUUUUUAAGUAAAACCCAGUGAAACACAUUUAAAUUUUUCUAAUGAGAAUUAGCCCUCUAGCUAAUCAGAAUCAGUUUUUUUGGUUAAGUUUGUGUGCACAAUGAAUUUGUUGUUUUCACAUGCUCAGACAUUAAGUAUAGACAUGCAAACAUUAGUGUAGCUAAAAUAAAGAUAAAAGAAGAUGUACAUAUAUGAAGACCAAAAUAAUGAUAUUGUGUAAAAAUGUAAUUAUCAUUGCCAAUUGUCUCAGAAAGCAAAACUCAUUCAGUAUCUCAGAAAAUUAGAAUAUUGUGAAAAAUCACAUUAAUUGAAACUCAUGGUGUCACACCCUAAUCAGCUAAUUAACUCAGAACACUUGCAAAGGUUUCCUGAACCUUUGAAUUUUCUCCUUCUGCCUCAGUCGCCUACACAAUUAUGGCAAAGACUUCUGACUUUAAAGAAAACCGUCAUCGACACCCUUCACUUGUGAUGGCAAUGAAGCUUCAUGAAGCAUUGAACCUUUCAAAUUACUACAAAUUAGUAAUUUGUAUUAGUAAUUAUUAUUACGAAUAAUGGUGGAAAUUUCCGGAGACUGAGUAUUUGGCGGGGAUUAUUUUAAUGUCUAAUCAAUGGCUUAUGACUUUGGGAGUGCAAUGCCAGCUCAACAGGACCAAUCAUUUGCUAAGCAGCAAGGUGGGGUUUUGGGUUUAUUUAGAUUAUUCCAUUUUAGAUAAUGAUUAGUUUUGUUUUUCCUACUGUGUGUAAAUGGUUUGGCCAAAUCGCUAAGCAAGUUAGCCUCAGGUGUCUUUGGGUCAGGUCAGUUCUGCAAGUUAAGCUGAGUAUCCUUUGGUUGUUGAGUUAAUACACUGAACAAAAAUAUAAACGCAACACUUUUGUUUUUGCUCCUAUUUCUAUUAGCUGAACUCAAUGAUCAAAAACAUUUUCUAUAUACAAAAAGAAUUUCUCUCAAAUAUUGUUCACAAAUCUAAGUCUGAUGGCACUUCUCCUUUGCGUACAUAAUCGUGUGUUCUAAUAAAUUAGAACACAGGAUCUA
Molecule: messenger RNA, 3673 nt
Organism: Xiphophorus hellerii (green swordtail)
Lineage: Eukaryota; Metazoa; Chordata; Actinopteri; Cyprinodontiformes; Poeciliidae
Gene: trdmt1
Product: tRNA aspartic acid methyltransferase 1
Exons: 13
Coding region: 844-1929 (361 amino acids)
Cellular component (GO): nucleus
Molecular function (GO): methyltransferase activity
Source: RefSeq, a predicted model, not a curated record